Mytilus trossulus (common blue mussel) is the source of this 2988-nucleotide messenger RNA. Its product is annotated as ATP-dependent DNA helicase DDX11-like. Lineage: Eukaryota; Metazoa; Mollusca; Bivalvia; Mytilida; Mytilidae. Gene Ontology annotation, molecular function: DNA binding; hydrolase activity, acting on acid anhydrides, in phosphorus-containing anhydrides; DNA helicase activity. The coding region runs from base 107 to 2971 and encodes 954 amino acids. Gene Ontology annotation, cellular component: nucleus. Gene Ontology annotation, biological process: nucleobase-containing compound metabolic process; establishment of sister chromatid cohesion. The record is from RefSeq and is a predicted model, not a curated record. The transcript has 4 exons.
UAACCAAAUUUAAAUGGCGCCAAAUUUAAGAAGUGAAAGUAGUAAAAUAUUUAUAAGUUUACAGUAAUACCGGUUCAGUAAUGUGACUACUUCUGAGUCAGUGGUCAUGGAUGACUUUGACGACGAUGUCGAUGAUUUAUUAAUGUCUGUUCCGCUAACAGAAACAAGAACAUGUACUGAUGAGUUGAAAAUAUCAAAUUCUACAGAGAGACAACAUGAAAGUUCCUACAAAAAAGUUCAAACCAAUUUCUCUACUAUUGCAGCUUGCGGGUCAACUAAAAGCCAAACAGCAGUAUCAACUUCUGAAGGCAAAGUAAAUGUUCCUUCAAAAUUUCCCUUUCCAUUUGAACCAUAUGAUAUCCAGGAAGAUUUUAUGUCUAGACUUUAUGAAUGUAUUGAAUUGGGGAAAAUUGGAAUCUUUGAAAGUCCUACAGGAACAGGCAAAUCUCUCAGUUUAAUAUGUGGUGCAUUAAAAUGGCUGAGAGAUUUUCAAGAAAAACAGAAAGCAGAAUUAAAAAGACUUGAGGAAUUAGAAAUGAAAAUAACAGCCAAGAAAACUGAUGGGGAUGAGUUUGAUUGGAUUUCUGAAUUUAAACACAAAAAAGAAAAAGAAGAGGACCUGAAAAAAGUAAUAGAAGAGCAAGAGGUUUUAAGAAAACAUGAAUUAAAAGUUAAGGAUCUGAAGUCUGAUUUAAAAGCAAAGGUUAUUAAAAGAAAACGAACUAUUUUAGAGGACGAAUUUGACAGUUUGAUCAAAACUGCAUCAAAAGAUAUACAAAUAGCCUACCAAAAAGAAGUUGAUGAAACCGAGAACCAGUCUUAUAAAUUAACUGAGGGGUGUAAUGAUGAAGAACUGAUUGUUGAUUAUGAUAGUGACAGAGAAAACGAUUUGGAAGAUAACAGUGUUGAUGAACCAGAAGAGCAUGUAACUAAAAUAUAUUUCUGCAGUAGGACUCAUUCACAGCUAUCACAGUUUGUAAGGGAGGUAAUAAAAAGUCCAUAUGGGGAUGACAUUAGAGUUGUUUCCCUUGGGUCAAGACAAAAUUUAUGUAUCAACCCAGCUGUAACACGAUUGAAGGCUUUAAGUAUGAUGAAUGAAGUGUGUUUAGACCUACAGAAAAAAAAAUCCACACCACGAGAACCUUCAGGAGAAGCUGCUGCCAAAAAGAAGAAAAAGGGAGGAGUAUCAUGUCCAUACUACAGACAGGAACCAAUGUCUGAUUUUAAAAACAAACUUUUACUGGAGGCCAUGGAUAUGGAACAAAUAGUUACAGCAGGAAAGCAAGCAAAAGCCUGUCCAUACUAUAGUACAAGAUAUGCUAUACCUUUAGCUGAGUUAGUGGUGUUACCUUACAAUACCUUACUACAUAAAUCUACCAGGGAAGCAUGUGGUAUUAAACUGGACGGAAACAUUGUCAUUAUAGACGAAGCUCACAACCUUCUAGAAACUAUUAAUAAUAUUCACAGUGUAGAGGUCACAGGGUCACAAUUACUAAGAGCAUUUUCUCAACUUACCCAGUAUGAAAACAGGUAUCGAUCCAGACUGAAAGCAAAGAACUUACUGUAUAUAAAGCAGAUAUUAUAUAUUCUGUCCUGUCUUGUGAAGUGUAUUGAUGGUAAAACUGGUAUUCCUGGUGAACAACAAACUACAAAAACUGUUGAAACAAAAUUAAUAACAGUGAAUACAUUCCUAGAUCACAGUCAACUUGACAAUAUGAACUUGUUUAAAAUCCUUGUUUAUUGUAAGGUUAGCAUGAUUUCUAAAAAGUUGAAUGGCUUUGCUGAAAAGUACCAAGACAAUGAAAUACCAAUAAAGAAAGAAGAGAAAAAAUCGGGAGUGAGCAAUUUUUUAAAGGAGAUCACUCAAGUGGAACAGAAACCAUCUGAUGUACCUUUAAAUUUACCAAAACAACAGGAAGAAACUGUUCUGAGGUCGCCCUUAAUGCAUAUUGAAGGGUUCCUGGAUGCUUUGACCAAUGCAGAUAAAGAUGGAAGGAUUGUUGUUAAUAAGCAGCCAUUGGUUAGUCAGUCUAGUAUGAAAUUCUUGCUGUUAAAUCCUGCUGUACAUUUUACUGACAUUGUAAAGAAUGUUAAAUCUGUAAUAGUAGCAGGUGGUACAAUGCAACCUAUUGAGGAAUUUAAACAUCAACUGUUCCAUUCUGCUGGAGUUACUCCCUCCAGAAUAAUGGAAUAUUCCUGUGGUCAUGUAAUUCCUGAAGAAAAUUUGAAAGCUUUUUCUGUAGAAGCUGGACCAUCAGGAAUGCCACUAGACUUUACCUUUCAAUCAAGGGAAAACCCCAAACUUCUGACAGAGCUUGGGAAUGCUUUGGUAAAUGCUUGUCAGAUUGUGCCUGGUGGUAUUGUCUGCUUCUUUCCAUCAUAUGAUUAUCAACGUCUUGUUUACACUCAUUGGGAAAGAUCAGGAACUCUUAUACAGAUUGGAAAAAAGAAGAGAAUAUUUCAAGAACCCAAGCGAGCAGGGUUUGUAGAUAAAGUCUUGGAUGAAUAUACAAAAUGUGUACAGAAAAAUGUCUUGUCUUCUGCUGGAAGUCAGACGGGCGCCAUUCUGUUUUGUGUUGUUGGAGGGAAAAUGAGUGAGGGUAUAAAUUUCUCAGACGAUCUUGGUCGAAUGAUCAUUAUGGUUGGACUGCCCUAUCCAAACAUUAAAUCUCCUGAACUCCAAGAAAAAAUGUCCUAUUUAAAUGCAAACUAUGAACGCGAUUCUCUAGGUAGACAACCAGGCCAAGUUCACUAUGAGAAUAUCUGCAUGAAAGCUGUCAACCAAUCUAUUGGAAGAGCUAUACGCCACAAAGGAGACUACGCAGUUAUUUGGUUGCUUGAUAAACGUUACAGCCGAGGAAAUGUAUCAUCAAAGUUACCAGAUUGGAUUAGUAAAUGUUUAUUUAAAGCAGAGAAAUAUGGACAGGUAGUUAGCAGUGUAUCCAGAUUUUUUGCAAAACAUAAAGUUUAAUAAAGUUUUACCUUACA